This is a messenger RNA of Hemibagrus wyckioides, 1327 nucleotides long. It is a transcript of the gene ctss2.1, whose product is annotated as cathepsin S, ortholog2, tandem duplicate 1. NCBI's taxonomy places the organism in Eukaryota, Metazoa, Chordata, Actinopteri, Siluriformes, Bagridae. The record is from RefSeq and is a predicted model, not a curated record. The transcript is spliced from 8 exons. Gene Ontology annotation, cellular component: lysosome. Gene Ontology annotation, molecular function: cysteine-type endopeptidase activity. Gene Ontology annotation, biological process: immune response. Bases 161 to 1147 code for a protein of 328 amino acids.
GCUGUUAUACCUAUCUGUAGCAAAAAAAAGGAGAAAUGGUCUCAUGAUCUCAUUUGGCACGUGAUACCCAUUUUAUAAGCUGAAACCGACUCAGGCAGAUUCAGUCAGGUUUUUGCUUCCUCCUGGUUUAUCGCCAUCUCAGAGGCGCACAGAGGUAAAAAUGUUGAGGAGUUUGGUGUUCACAUUGAUCUGUGGGGCAGUAGUGGCCCUUAAAGAUCCAAGCUUGGACAUGCACUGGACGUUGUGGAAGAAAAAUCACAGUAAAAUCUACACCAAUGAGUUAGAGGAGAUGGGUCGGAGAGAAAUCUGGGAGAGGAACCUUCGCUUGAUCACCCUGCACAACCUGGAGGCCUCUUUGGGAAUGCACACAUAUGAAUUGGGCAUGAAUCAUAUGGGAGACAUGACUAGAGAGGAGAUCCUGCAGAUGUUUGCUGGGAUCCGAAUACCUUCUAACCUGACCAGGAGGACUUCUACCUUUGUUGCCACUGCUGGAAUUUCAGUACCAGAUACAGUUGACUGGAGGGAUCAGGGAUACGUAACAGAGGUCAAAAACCAGGGUUCAUGUGGUUCUUGCUGGGCAUUCAGUGCUGCUGGUGCACUAGAGGCUCAACUAAAGAAGAAAACGGGUCGGCUACUUUCACUUAGUCCUCAGAACUUGGUGGACUGCUCUUCUCAGUAUGGAAAUAAGGGUUGCAAUGGAGGUUACAUGAGUGCUGCCUUUCAGUAUGUCAUUAAUAAUGGCAUAGCUUCGGAAGAAGUCUAUCCUUACAUUGGAGUGGAUGGACAGUGCAGGUAUGACCAAUCACAACGUGUUGCCAACUGCUCCAGUUACAGUUAUGUUUCUGAAGGUGAUGAGGAGGCACUUAAGCAAGCUGUGGCCACCAUUGGACCCAUCUCUGUGGCUAUUGAUGCUACUCGUCCAUCAUUUAUCCUUUACCGCAGUGGUAUCUACAAUGACCCCUCCUGCUCCCAUAAUGUAAACCAUGGAGUGCUGGCUAUAGGGUAUGGCAGCUUGAAUGGAGAGGACUACUGGCUAGUGAAAAACAGCUGGGGCACUAGAUUUGGAGAUGGAGGCUACAUCCGCAUGGCCCGCAACAAAGGAAAUAUGUGUGGAAUAGCAAGUUAUCCUUGCUACCCAAUCAUGUAACAGAUAAGCAGAAGCAUAUUUAGAUACUUUUAUCACCUUUAUUUUCAGAUAUUUUUAAAUCAGCUGUUUUAUGCGUAUUUUAAAAUGUUAUUGGAUAUCUAAAUAAAAUGAUUUUAUACUUGUGCACUUUUUUUGUACAGAAAUGGAAACUGUGGCAUUAAAACAUGAUUCUACCCCCAA